Spinacia oleracea (spinach) is the source of this 1512-nucleotide messenger RNA. RefSeq lists its product as uncharacterized. NCBI's taxonomy places the organism in Eukaryota, Viridiplantae, Streptophyta, Magnoliopsida, Caryophyllales, Amaranthaceae. The transcript has 13 exons. The record is from RefSeq and is a predicted model, not a curated record. Gene Ontology annotation, cellular component: BRCA1-A complex; BRISC complex. The coding region runs from base 159 to 1283 and encodes 374 amino acids. Gene Ontology annotation, biological process: double-strand break repair.
CCCUCCACUCAGCAACACGCAAUAUCCAAGAGAAGUAUACUUCGCAGUUCGUACUACACUAAACAACACGCAAUAUCCAAGAGAAGGAUCUGGUUUGUCCGUUUGAUGACUUUUAUUUGUCAACGAAUUUCCAGCAAAGCUUCUUUCAGUGUACAACAAUGGCGGUCGACAGAGUUCCACCCAUCUUCGCAGCUCAGCUAAACUACCUUCUCUCUCAUUCCCCUUUCUCUAUCAAGGUUGAGCAGAUGUGGUCUGGGUCGAAAAACUAUCCUUGGAAUGAUCGAUUUACCUUGCUCAUACCCUUCUGCCUUGAUUUUAUCAAAUGGGAUAUUAUAUACAAUGUGGAGAGUCCAUUAUCCCCGCCGGAUAUAAUGUUUGGGGCUGAGGAUGAUAAGUUUAUUCCCUUUGUUUUAUCAAGUGAUCCUAGCAAAUCACCUAUGCAUACUUUGAGCAAUUGGAACAGCAAAGACCCUUCUAGAUUAUUGUCUCUCAUUCUUCAACUCAGGGAAUUAUAUUCAGCAUAUCAAGGGAAGUGUGUUGGAGGUGUUGACGAUGAGAGGGUGAAGUUUGAAAUUAGCACUAUGUUGUCCAGGGAGGGGAUCGAGAUGUCUCUAAGUUCAGGAGUUGAAAAGCCAGAGGAGGUUAAAUUUGCAGUCCCAUUGCUUGACACUAGCAUAAAUAAUAUGGUCCCUGCUUGCCCCUGGAGACAGCAGCAAAAGAUUCAUCUACAGGUAAUAUAUCCAAUCGGUAGAAAGUAUCAAUCUGCUCCUUCAGCUCCACGUUUGAAAUUGGUAUCAACUCUGGAGUUGAGGUCUCUAUUCUCUGUUGAGGAUAUCAAACUUCCAACAUGGCUAAAUGGAAUGUGCAUGGCUGAGUAUCUUCCUGCUUUAGAAGAAACUGUGCAGAUGCAGAUCCUGGAGGCAGUUUCUCUUAUUGGAAUCAGGAGGCUGUUUAUUGAGACAUUGACUGUCGUCUUUGGGAGGCCUUUAGAAGCUGAUCCAAUAUUUUGCAGAAAGGCAACAUUUCUUGUUGCUAAUGGAGUAUUUACAUUUUUGGUUCAUUUUCUUUUACCAAUCCAAUUUCCCAAGAAACAACCAACUUUGAUCCUUCAAAGUUCACAGCAUUUCAACAAACAAGGGGUCCCAGUCAGGUCACCUGUUAUGUCUGAAUACCCAUGGAGUCCUAGAUGGGAACUCUCAGAUAUGGCUUCUCGGAUAUUCGAUUUCGUGGUAGAAGAGUCUUCUAAUUUCAAGAAGAUAUGCAACGACGCUCUUCAACGUUAGGGCCUGUACCUGUUACCAAAGCAGCAGAUUUUUUCAGAAGUUAAGAUGUAGUAAUUAAUUUUGGUUCAGUUAUUUCCAUUGUGGUAAUUGAUUUCGAUUAGAUUUCCUCUGAAUUGGAAUUUUUUUUCCUUUUGGCUGAAAAAUAUUGCGCUUGUUGAUGGUAUUCACAGUUAGUAGUAGUUUGUAUCAUCGUCGUUGAUCAGUAUAUGCAAUCAGCAUUCAGAUUUCA